AUGGCUUCGACUUUGCUGGAUUUCACGAAGACCUUGACAAAUCUCUUGAAUCUAUCGGUCUGCUUAUGCUUCGGGAAAGCAAAAUCCCAAAGGCGCCAAUUCGAUCUGAUCCAGGACAAAGGGAAAGGUAUCAUUCUACUUCUACAUGGUGGACCUGGCGUCGAGAAGACCUCCACGACAGAGACCGUCAUCAAAGUCACACGAGAGCACUUCACCAAGAUCGCCGACGUUUCCAACGAGUUCAACUACUAUCUCUGGCGCACUAAACAUCAACGCAAUGAUGAGGCCAUGAACCGCAGGAAUGAAAACCAUGAUGCGUUCGCGGGAGGGGUCCCGUUCGGCGCCACGCCCAUGGCUCCCAAUGUUGGCGUCCAGCUAUACCAGAGUCCGCAUCAAGCUUCUUCUGGUAUGCUGCAGUUCCACCAACAACAACAGCCUCCGCCACCGGGUAUGCCACAGGGGUCCAGUUCGAUGUCGAUAACAGGAUUCAACGUCCCGCAAGCCCCCAUGCAGGCCCCAACGAUGCCACAGGUCCAGCCAAUUGGCAGACAACCCCAGCCCAGCCCGUUUACCUCCAAGAAAAACUAUUCGGGAUCUCAGGUUCCAGGAACUUCGCAGUUUUCACCACCACAGCCGAGUCCGCAGAUCAUGUGGAGUCAACAGGGGAUGCCGUUGCCUCAGACACAGUCUUUACCACAGCAAGGUCUACAGCAGUUCUAG
Messenger RNA from Pseudomassariella vexata, 720 nucleotides. RefSeq lists its product as uncharacterized. The transcript has 3 exons. Bases 1 to 720 code for a protein of 239 amino acids. The record is from RefSeq and is a predicted model, not a curated record. Lineage: Eukaryota; Fungi; Ascomycota; Sordariomycetes; Amphisphaeriales; Pseudomassariaceae.